Messenger RNA from Micropterus dolomieu (smallmouth bass), 3907 nucleotides. It is a transcript of the gene pdgfbb, whose product is annotated as platelet-derived growth factor beta polypeptide b. NCBI's taxonomy places the organism in Eukaryota, Metazoa, Chordata, Actinopteri, Centrarchiformes, Centrarchidae. Gene Ontology annotation, cellular component: membrane. Bases 706 to 2289 code for a protein of 527 amino acids. The record is from RefSeq and is a predicted model, not a curated record. Gene Ontology annotation, molecular function: growth factor activity; platelet-derived growth factor receptor binding. The transcript is spliced from 8 exons. Gene Ontology annotation, biological process: platelet-derived growth factor receptor signaling pathway; positive regulation of phosphatidylinositol 3-kinase/protein kinase B signal transduction; positive regulation of ERK1 and ERK2 cascade.
GCAGGGGGCGGGAGAGAGAUACUGACCAACAGCAGACUCUUGGAAAUCUGCUCUUCCCCUCGCCACCACCACCACCAUCAUCACCGCUGCGUAAUCAGGCAGGUCCAGGGCUGAGGCGCACCGAGCUCUGCUUAUUGAUAAGACUCCUUGGAAGAAGAGGACCGCAAACUACCGUGCUGACCUGCGACGUUAGUUGCGACGCGUCACGGUUAAAGAGACCCUUGACCACUGGAAAAAAGAGAAGCCAACUGGAUUUUUAAUUUGUUGUAUUUUAAAGAAAUCGGAACAUCAUCGGAAUAAUUUCAACUUCACUUACUUUCUGAGCACCCUGGAUAGUUUUGUCUUGAGAAGUGUGGACCUGUAUUGCGUGGAAAUGUCAAGUCUUUUGUUAAUUAAAUGUUCUGUUGUCCACUUGGGCAAGGUGUAGUAGAGAAGACUGAGCAUCUCGUUGAAGAGUGCCUGACUUAAAACUUGGAGGUUUAUUGUUCAGCCAGCACUGCGGAGCUUUUCUUUUUCACGAGGGGGACUUAAAAGUUCUUGUUCUUCGGAUAUCUCUGCUGGAGAGACGACAGUGUGGACAGUCUACGCGCGCGAAGUUCCGCAGGGCGAGCCGCUGUCCCCUCGCGCGCACUGCUCCGGAGAGAGGGACUCUCGCGCUUCCAUAAAUGCCCGGUCCGUCGAAGAGGCUCGAGGCUGGGCAGCAAGAUGAGCUCGUGGGUACAGCUGCUGCUCGUGUUGCUGGCGGCGUGUCUGCGGUUUGGCGUAGCCGAGGGGGACCCUCUGCCUGCAGCCCUGGUGGAGCUGGUUAGAAACAGCCCCAUCUCCUCCAUAGAGGACCUUCAGCUGCUGCUGCUCACUGACUCCGUAGAUGAGGAGGACGGGACUUCUCCAGUCAAUGGAGGUCAUAGACUACCAAGGAGCCUUGACGCCCAGCCAGCUCAACAGGCUCUAUGUAAAGUUCGUACGGAGGUGGUUGAGGUUACGAGGGCGAUGUUGGACCGUAGCAACGCUAACUUCUUGUUAUGGCCGCCCUGUGUCGAGGUUCAGCGCUGCUCUGGCUGCUGCAACACCAAGAGCCUGCAGUGUGUCCCUGUCGUCACGCACACCCGAUACUUGCAGGUCAUGAAAAUCGAGUACAUCAAUAAAAGACCCACUUAUGCUAAAGCAGUGGUGUCAGUGGUUGAUCAUGUGGAGUGCCGAUGUCAGCCCACUCCACGGCCCCCUGUGCUCAAGAAAAAAUCAUCUCGCAGACAGCACAACCACCAGCAUCGAAACCAGACACUCAGCCAAGGACAUGGACAGGUCAAAGUGCACUCCAAGGAUGAACUCCAUCAGUGGGAUGAGCUGAAACAGAACCAGAGGACCCACCUGGAGGAUCUCUUGGAACAGCACUGGAGCCCCAGAGGAGACACCUUCACUCAGCCUGGGGAAGGGUACAGCCUGGCUGGGGAGGAUACAUCCCGCUCUGGAGAGGCUAUUCUUUUCACUCCACAGUGGGCACAUAACGCCACCAGGCUCCUUGGGACUAAAGACACAACUGACAAUCUGGAGAAUGUGGAGAGGAAGAAUGGUAGGCUCUCAGACAGCAACAAGACUGUUUCCUCCAUGGAUAAUGUUGCCGUUGAGGCAAAGAAUAAGUUGGUAGAUGGUGGGGGUGGGCUGCUGUUUAAAAUAACUAAAGGGAAAGUGAAUGGGGGAAACAGGAGCAGUGACGAAGGCACACAAACACAGAGUCCAUUAUGGCAAGAAGACAAAUCCAAAUUUUCAAAGAGCCACAUGAGUGGUUUCUCUCACGCUGUUACCCAGAAUCCUCAAGCCAAGCUCAGUCCUAUCGAGGAACCCAGUGAGAGAGGUGGGAGCAGGUUUCGACCAACCAAAGAGCCAAAUCCAGAUCCUCAAGAACUGGCGAGACGGAGAGACAAUGAGACUCCUGAUGAGGUGAGGAUAUUACAGAUUGAGGAGGAAAAACUGGAGCAGGAGAGAAAAGAGCUUCUACUUCUCCACAAGAGGCUUGACCAAGAGAAGGAGAUACUGAGACAACAGCAGAUGAAGCGAGAAGAGGAGGGAAGGCUGAAAGAAAAGGAAACUGAGAGUCAGCAUCACGAGAAGGGUAAACACCAUCAUCAUCUGCAAACAAUAACAACACAGAAACCAGCGACAACGUCCUCGAGUACCCCACGACAGCCAUCAACUCCAGCAGGCCCCAGACCUCCACCCCAUCCAAAGAGAAGGAUGAGGAAGAAUCGCAAACGCAUCAGCAAAGCAGCUAUGAGAGCAAUGCUAAUGUAGAACUAAAAUUAACCAAGUGACACAAAGUGAACUUGGUAUAUUUUGUGGAUCCAGAGGUGAAGCAGAGUGACUCCCUUCAUAUUAGUAUUUAUUCAUUUGUCAGUAACCUGUGAGAUCUCCUCCGUAACACUACUAAUGACUGUCUGGUGAACCUGUAACUACACUUGUAUGGAGUAAGAGGAGGGUAAGACGAAGAUGGAAUAUAAGUAAAAGGUGGACCUUGUCAAGAGAACACUUUCCUCUACGACUGACAAACUGUGCGCAAGCACAGUACCUGUGGGAGACUGAAACUGCAUCGCUGUAGAACUGUGGACAAUAGUGCAAUUUCAAAACUCUUCUUGAAACCUUGUUUUGAUAUCAACAGUGAGAAACUGCACUUAAAUGUCAACAGAACUGAGUCUAUAUGGGGUUUAAAUGAAAAAGUUUGUUGCUUAAAGACUGGAUGAUGUGCUGACCACAAUCAGAUUGGACUACAAAGUGGACAUAACUCUUUUGAGUCAUUGAAGAAUCUGUUUUAUUGUAAUUGGAUUAGAGACAAUCAUCAAUAGGCUGCAACAAGUAAUGUUGACUAAAAUGAGCAGUAUUAUGUGUGAUAGAAUUCACAUACAUACAGGGCUCAGUGUUGGGAAGAUAAAGCUGUGUAGAUUUAACUUACCAAGGCCUGAUAUCAUUUAUGAGCUCCGUAAAACACAGAUUGUCUCUCUUUAACCAAAUAUUAAUUAUAUUUAACUCAUUGCAAACACUGGAAUCAGAGAACAAAAACAUAAAAUGUUGCAUUAGUGAGUUUUGUCUGUUUCAUGAUCUCAUCACAGGUGUGAAGAAAAAGGUGCUGUUUGAAUACUAGCUCAUAGCGUUACACCUGUGACCUGUUGAUGUGCUAUGUUUCUUAUUUAUUUAUCUCUGCCAUUACUGUGGAUUGAUACUGCAAACAAGAUGUGGCUGAGAUAUGUAACAAUGCUUCAUGAUGGCUGGGUGGUUCAAACAUACAGAACAAGAUGUAAAAAAAAAGAAGGUCGAAACCUUUUGUGACUUCCCAGGAUCAUGCAGUGUUUAACUUCUAUGUCAAGUGUGUGCAUGCAUGUUUGUGUGGUGUCAUUUGAGUAUGGGCUGCGGCCCACGCCUACACAUCUGUCAUGCAUCUCAGUACUCAUGUAGAAGCAUAUAUCUGUUUCUCUCUUUCUGUCUUUGGUAAAGAAGUGUCUCUCUUCCACUGAUUGCUUUUUUUGUAGAAACAAUCACAUUCCUUUAAAACUCUGGGAGAAAAACACCUACCUACAACAUCAUUUGUGUCCCCACUGUAUUUGUUUUAUUAAUCUACAACACAUUGUAUUUGACAUUUAAUUUACAGGAAACUAAAAGGGUCAAAGCAAGUAAAUCAAUAGUUAGUCACUUAAAAGGACAGCAAAAGGCCAAAAAUUGCAAAUGUAGAUAGUUUUUGUGUCCUAUAUUUCCAUUAGCAACAACAUGUAGAAACUGGUGAUGCUAUUUCUGUCCAAUAAUCCAUAAUCCGCCAAACAUCUUAAAUUAUUGAAAAACAUGGCUUGUACGUUCUUCAUGCCAACUUACAACUGUUACUGAUUUUGUUUGUUUUAUUAAAAGAUAUGAUGAAAAAACUGAA